Messenger RNA from Cylindrotheca closterium, 1032 nucleotides. Lineage: Eukaryota; Bacillariophyta; Bacillariophyceae; Bacillariales; Bacillariaceae. The record is from the annotation of a GenBank genome assembly.
AUGCCUCCUCUUUCCUUGGUUUCACUGCUGCAUGCUCCUCAAAAUCCUCAGUCUCUAUCACUCACUUCAACAACAACAUCGUCAUCAACAUCAACAACAACAUCGUCAUCGCCAUCGACGAAAAGAAGGCUGCAUCGAUCCUUCAGCGAAGGCAGCAGUGAAAGCAGUAGUGCUGAAUUUAUGAAGGAAGGACAAAGACCAUUACCAUUCCUUCUCAACAACAACAGCAGCAACAACAACAGCAACAGCAACAACAACAACAACAAGGGGCUACCAUCCUUUGCGGAACUCAUUUCCACAACAGCAGCUGGAAGCAAUGUGCAAGAACAACCAGAACCGCAAGAAGAAGAAGAAGUGAAACACGUUUCCUUCAAUCCCAAAGUAUUGGUAAUUCAACCAGUCUUUCUCGAGGAUAGCAAGAGCAACAACAGUAAGAAUACUACGAAGCCAACCACCAAUUCCAAAACAUCCAAACAAUCCAGGCUGCUCUUUGCCAAAUCGGAUUGCUGGUACACGGAACCCGACAUUGAUGAAUUUCAAAAGGCAUCCUUCCUGACCAUCAAACGAUUUCAACGGAAUUGGCAUCUCACCAACGACGAUUGUUUGCGGGGAUUGGAAAGUCAGACCACCAAAUGCACGGCCACCAAGGUCCGGAUCAAGGUCUACAACGACCUGGUGCUCAACAAACAGGAUACUGUCAGCAAACGCAUGAUUGCCAAAAGUCCCAUGAAACAACGACAAAUGAUUGGUGUCAUUUUGAAGGCAUCGGCACAAGAUGCGUAUGAAUUGGCACAAAUGGAUGCCAUGGAUGCUCAACUGUAUCAACAAGAAAAAUGUUGUGAUACUAUUACUACUACUACUACCAAUGAUGAUGAACAGAACAAGGAACAAGAUGGAUUCAAAUGCUUCUUGUUUUGGGAUCUACCAAAGUGGUUGAGUCCCAAGAACAACCACAAAUUCAUUGACACAAACACUGCAGAGGACAAGAAUGAUGUUCCAGCAGCACCUGCCAUUGUGGAUCUUCCAAUAUAA